Molecule: messenger RNA, 1272 nt
Organism: Lottia gigantea (owl limpet)
Lineage: Eukaryota; Metazoa; Mollusca; Gastropoda; Lottiidae
Exons: 6
Coding region: 87-635 (182 amino acids)
Biological process (GO): formation of translation preinitiation complex
Molecular function (GO): RNA binding
Source: RefSeq, a predicted model, not a curated record
CAUUGCUAAACCUAUUUCUGGUAAUUGGGAAGGCAUGUUUUGAUUCCAGAGACACUAUUCCACAUUUAAGAGAAUAUUCCACAAUAAUGUUUAAAAAAUUUGAUGAUAAAGAAUCUGUAACGGGUGUAAAUAAUGCCAAGUCUUCUGUUGUUAAAGGAGUAAGAAAUUCUUUAUUAGAAUCAUAUCCACAUGUAGCAACUUAUUUAGAUAAAAUCAUAGGCAAAAAAGAAGCUAUCAAGCUUGUUAAAUGCCAUGAUCAUAUAGAAGUCAUAGCUGCUCAAAAUGGAGAUUUGUUGUUUUUCCGUCACAGAGAUGGACCAUAUUGCCCUACCCUUCGUCUUUUACACAAAUACCCAUUUAUCCUACCUCACAUGCAGGUAGAUAAAGGUGCUAUAAGAUUUGUAUUAAGUGGUGCUAAUAUAAUGUGUCCGGGUCUAACUUCACCAGGAGCUAGAAUGACUAAAGUAGAUGCUGACAAAGUUGUGGCAAUAAUGGCUGAAGGUAAAGAACAUGCUGUAGCUGUAGGCUUAACUAAAAUGUCUACAGAAGAUAUAUUAUCUAAGAAUAAAGGUAUAGGCGUUGAUAAUCUUCACUUUUUAAAUGAUGGUUUAUGGAAUAUGAAAGGAGUAAAAUAGCAUUAGUUGUUAUAUUAGUUUCUAUUUAUAAUUGUACAAUAUUCAAAAUUCAUUUAUUCCAUGUUGUCUUCUAAAAUGUUAUAAUGAAUGAUGAAGACAAAAUUCUUGCUAUGGAAGGCACUUACACAAUUAAGACCUUUUAUCGACUGAUCUUGUGCCAGUCAGUCCAUAUAUUUACUAAUUAUAUUUUGUGAAACUAUUUAGUAAUGAUCUGUCUUCAGGGAAUUAGUUUGGAAUAUUUAAUGUUAUAAAUUUUAAUUGUGGUGCUGCUUUCUUGAAGAGUUUUUGAAAGGUACAAAGUUUUAUUAUCAAUCAAAACUGGCUUGGAUAUUAUCUCAUUAUAGUUUAUAUAUAUUUCAGUUAUAACUCAGUUUGUAUCAGGGUUUACCAAACAACAACCUUCAAUCACAUCUCUUUAAUUCAAAAAUAUUUUUCAUUUUUCUGUCAUGGAAAUUGUAAUCAUAAAUUGACUUAAUGUUAAUGUAUUCCAUGUGAAAUAUUAUUAUUUAAUAGUAUUAAAGAUCAGAAUACUAUCAGAAAAUGGGAUGUAAUGCUCCAUUUCAGUUUUACAUGUUGAUUCUUGAUAUUGUAAUGUCUGUACAUUUCUUGUAAAUUAGAAAAAUACUUAAGAUAUUUA